This is a messenger RNA of Sesamum indicum (sesame), 720 nucleotides long. Lineage: Eukaryota; Viridiplantae; Streptophyta; Magnoliopsida; Lamiales; Pedaliaceae. The record is from RefSeq and is a predicted model, not a curated record.
AUGGAUGCCAAAGCUACCUCCACGCCCCUUCCCCCGGGCCACAAGCUCUCUACUGAUGCUGGUUCCUUGUUGGCUAAUCCUACUGCUUAUCGACAUUUGGUUGGUCGUCUUCUUUACCUCGGUUUUAAUCGACCAGAUAUCUCCUUCGUCGUACAGCAGCUGUCCCAAUUCCUUCAACACCUGCAGUCUUCUCACUGGGAUGCAGCCUUGUAUGUCCUGCGUUAUCUCAAGGGGACUUCCUCUCUAGGGCUGUUCUUUUCCUCCAGCAACUCGCUUCAGCCUUUCGCUUUAACUGAUGCCUCUUGGGCCUCUUGCUCCAAUUCUAGUCACUCUGCCACUGGCUUUUGUAUAUUUUUAGGCUCCUCCCUCGUUUCCUGGAAGACAAAAAAACAAGCCACGAUAUCCCGGUCCUCUGCCGAGGCUGAGUAUCGGAGCAUGGGGUCUGUUGCCGCCAUUCACAUCACUGAGAACCUGGUGUUUCACGAGCAUACCAAACACCUUGACAUCGACUGCCAUAUCGUUUGUGAGCAAUUCAAGCUGAGUUUCAUCUUGCCGUCGCAUAUUCCUAGCCGUGAUCAGCUUGCGGAUUUAUUCACCAAGUCUGCCUCUGUUUCUGACUUUGCUCGUCUCUUUGCCAAGCUGGGCUUUUGGGGGGGGGGGGUGUUAUGUGUGUGUUACAGGUUACAUAUCAACGCAGAGCAGAACAGAGAUGCAGCUUGA